AUGUAUCUCCUCACCUUUGUGCUGUGCCUGAGUUUGGCGACUUUGGUCAAAUAUGCUUCUGGGAGUGACUGGUGCUAUACUGGCUGUGAAAAUUCCCCAUCCAAAUGGAAAGAUAUUUCCGGCUCCUUCUGUGGAGACAAAAGACAGUCUCCUCUUAACAUAGUCACCAGUCAUGUAGUGACUGACUCUAAACUGAAUAACUUCACAUUCGUCAACUUCUCCUCUGAGCACGCCAUCAAGUCCAUCGUUAACACCGGACAUACAGUGAAAUGCAAACUGAAAGAUAAUGAGGUUGAAGUGAGUGGAGGUGGACUCAAUGGAACAUAUUCCACCAUCCAGUUUCACUUUCACUGGGGCGACACAGAGCAUCACCCAGGUUCAGAGCACACGAUAGACGACCACAGAUAUCCGAUGGAGAUGCACAUAGUGAGUCUGAAGAAAGGUCUCGCUGUGGAGCAGGCCAUAGAGAAGUCAGACGGAAUCGCUGUCCUUGGAUUUUUCAUAAAUGCCACCGAGGAUAGAAAUAUGUCAGAAGCCUGGAGCACGCUCACAUCUUACCUCACAAAUGUCACAGCCGAGGGCAGUGAGGUUAAUAUAAACCACAGCAUCUCUAUUAAUGGCCUGAUUGGAGAUGUAGACCUGACAAAGUUCUAUCGGUACAUGGGCUCUCUGACCACACCCAUGUGCAAUGAAGCAGUCGCGUGGACGGUGUUUCAGGAGCCAAUCAACAUCCACAAAGAUCUGGUUCAGCUGUUUCCUACGAAGGCAGGCUUCACUAACGCCUAUCGACCUCCACAAGGGCUGAAUGGGCGCCAAGUGUCUGCCUCUCCUGCAACUCCUCUGCCUCCCAGUCCACCAUGGUGCUAUGAUGAUCACUGUGACUACGGUCCAUCUCAUUGGCACCUUCUGCCUCUGUCCCACUGUGGAGGUGAACGUCAGUCACCCAUCAACAUUGAAAAAGAGAAGGCUAAGGUUGACAGCAACCUCGGUGACUUCACGUUUACAAAGUUUGACGACAAGCACGCCAUCAAGUAUAUCACCAACACGGGGCAUGCAGUGAAGUGUGUCUUGAAGGAAGAUUUGGUGGAGGUGUCAGGGGGAGGUUUGGGACAUGUCUACUCUGUCAUUCAGUUCCACUUCCACUGGGGCUCCACAUCAGAUGACUCCAAAGGUUCAGAGCACUCAGUGGAUUCAAAAAGAUACCCAAUGGAGAUGCAUAUAGUGACUAAGAGAAAGGAUUUAACCCUGGAUGAAGCAGUAAAGACUCCUAACGGUCUGGCAGUGCUGGGAUUCUUUAUGGAGUCUAAGGUUACUCCUAAAAGUAGCAGUGGCAGUUCAGGACACCAGACGACAACUUCCACAUCAAGUUCAGCAUCCAACAAGGAGUAUUGGAAAAAACUGACAGAUUACCUUCCUGCUAUUCAAAACAUCAGCUCCAAGGCUGAAGUCUCAGCAGAGGUCUCCAUUGAUGACUUGCUUGGCGACGUGAGCAGAAAGUCGUACUACCGUUACAAUGGCUCCCUAACAACCCCUAAAUGCAAUGAAGCAGUGGUUUGGACAGUCUUUAAAGAGUCUGUCGAGGUGGACCACAACCUGAUGAUGAUGUUCCCGACUCACGCGGGAUAUAGCAACGUGUUUCGACCCACGCAGCGUCUUCAUACUAGAACAGUCUUCACCACGUCAGCUUCCAGUUCCAGUGGAUCCAUGUUACCGGUUCUGCUGCUGGCAUACCUCUGUGCUACUCUAAUGUAACAGAAAUAUCAACAGGCUAUGAAAGUGGUUUCACUGGUGACAUCUUUAGAAUCAUCUUUACUUUGAUUUAUUGCUCGACUGUUGAUUAAAGGUGAUAUCCACUAUCUGCUGUGCUCUUAAAUAUAAUAUUAAAAUGGCAAGAUUACUCAACUUUGGUUGGAGGUGCAUCUCAGGUAAUUCAAUAUGCUGCUAAUCCACUAGUUAUGAACAUGAACAUUUGUUUGGUUUUGUUGGUUAUUUAUUAAAAUGUGUAGACCACAUGAAAGUGAUAUAGAGAAAAUCAAAUCUUGUCGCAUUGAGUGUUUUUGUGAUUCAGCAAUGAGAUGUGUAUUCUUGUAUCUACUGAAAAAUAAAGUCAAAUGUCACUGA
Acanthochromis polyacanthus (spiny chromis) is the source of this 2121-nucleotide messenger RNA. Its product is annotated as carbonic anhydrase 4-like. Gene Ontology annotation, molecular function: zinc ion binding; carbonate dehydratase activity. Lineage: Eukaryota; Metazoa; Chordata; Actinopteri; Pomacentridae. The record is from RefSeq and is a predicted model, not a curated record. The coding region runs from base 1 to 1752 and encodes 583 amino acids. Gene Ontology annotation, cellular component: plasma membrane. The transcript is spliced from 16 exons.